AUGACUUCACCGUCGAAGGAAGAGGAGGUGUGUCGGAAGGUGGUGGGUGCCCUCACGGAAGUCCUUGCUAUCUCGGAUCUUCAAGCUGUGGCGCAAGGGAUGCUGCACCCUAUUCAAUCCUCUGCUUCGACAAAACUCGCCUCAUUAGAGGAAACACUUUUGCAGAACAGCCGUCUGGCACGCGAGCACGCUGCGAUACUGCGAGACAAGCUCAGGGCUGGAUUCCCUUCCCCCAGUGCAAGCGGCGUUACCGGUUGCGAUCCCUCUGUCCUUCCUAAAAUAAUUGACCUCUCCAUGUUUGUUGAAAAAUCUCGGCUUUUGCAGGAACGAAUACAACGUGUGUUUUCCACCUUCGGCAGCCUACGGAAUGUUCGUCUGCUAAGUGAGGCCUCUACUGGACGGUACCUUCUCACAGAGCGCGCCUCCGUGGCUGCGACCGAGCUGCUAGGCGUUCUCCUCUCUUUAGGGGCAACGAUUGAGGGAGCCCCAUUACAGAUUGAGGCUGAACGCAACACCGCCCGUUCACGGUAUGUUGUACUUAACCCGCACUGGUCUUCCAGGCCUUUAGACAUGGGAGCGAAGAAAUUUGUUCACGCAGCGACGAGCAUGGUGGUUGUGGAUGAGGUGCAUAGAGACACCCCAUCAAAGCUCACAUCAAUUGUAAAAAGACAGCACAACGGAGAAACAGAUGACACUCAACAGGACGUGGAAGGCACCCCAUUGCACCUCGCGGGGGGAAAAAAUAACGAGGUAGAAGACCAAAAGAACGACGAGGAAAGUACAAUAGCCAACAGAUGUUGUGAGCAAAAACAGGCCUUACUUCUUCAAGAAGAGAAGGAAGGAUCUAACACUAUUGAAAAUCUUCAAAAGUCCUCAAUAAACAACGCUCUCUCCUCCACCUCUUGCCACUCCGCUACUUUUUCAUCCAGGCAUGUCGGUACGACGGUGCAGUCGUCGUUAUUAAAGCGGUGCAACGAGACACGUGCAUCAUCCAUGUCCCGAAAGUUCAAGGAAGUAGCAGCGAAGCAUGCGGAUUCCCUGGAAUCAAUGGCAUUGGCCCACCAUGUCUCAUUGGAAGAACUGUGCAUCAUUAAUGCCCACUUACUUGCCUAUAAACAUAAACCAUUACCGUUUAACACGACUGUGCGUAUUCCUACUGGAAAAGGAGAUUCCAAUGCACUGGUGCCAACUUGUGUAGUUGCACACAGCCGAAUAUUCCAGGGAGAACUCUGGCGCGAACUUUUGCGCAAGGAAGAUGCGGUUUCCCCCCCAAGGUGGAAAGAUCUUUUUAUACAAGAAGUAGGGGCACUGUUUGGAAUCCCACAUCAGUGGGUGUCCGAUGUUCAGUUAGUGAACGAUAGGUUGACAUUGCUGACUGGUGGAGAUCAGGAGGUGGCGUUCAAGGUGCGCCUUCCGUUAUCGCUUGAGGAAGAUGAAGUCCGUAAAAGGAUUCAACAACACGAAUUUAUGAGCAUGCUGCUUCUCUACGAAGAGCUCCAAAAGGAGAAGGAGGAAUGCGAGGAGGAGGAGGCAAGGAAAAUAGUAGAAAAUGGCGCGAACUCCAGCACUUCGUUGGCAAGCUUGGACAGCUCUGGAUCCAGGUCUCUCUCCGACUCUGCAGAUACUGCCGCCCCAAAUAGUGAUACAGAUAGUGGUGGUAAUCGUGGUGGAAUCACUGAUGUCGAUAGUUUACCUAGUUGCAGCAACAACGGAAUCUUGCGGGAAGCCAUCACCGCUUUGAUGGUCACUGAGACACUGUCACGAGAUUCCCUGGUCAUUCAGGAAAGGUAUGGGCGCAAAAUAGCCAUGCGUGCGUUACCACAAGGUCAACCAUUGCCUCUAGAGCAGCGGCACGGCGCAGCAAAACCGUCUCAUGCGGAGUCGCAACUGCACCGCAAGCAAAUAGAAGAAAAUAAGCCUCCAUGUGAGGCUAGUGACGUAUCAGGGAAAGAUGUUCCUUGUAAGCAUCUUGACGCAGGUCUGCCGUGUGAGUUACCGCCUUUGUCCCCGCGGACCGCCACACUUCCACGUUCAGACCCCAUCUCUGCAGCAACGCCGGAGCGGAGAAAGACGGGAGUAUCUUCACUGGUGUGGUCUACGACGACGCCAUCGCCUGUGAGGACUGGCGGCGAGAUCUGCGCUGCGGAGCACCAAGACGGAGAUACAUUCCGUAAUUUUAAUUUCUUACCAAACCCAAAGUUGACGGAUAAUUUGGAACCGGGGACUGCCUUGGGUCCUAAAAAGACAUUGGAAGCAACCGUGCAGUGGUUUCACACCUCUCAUGAAAAGUGCAUUAGCGGAGAGCGAUGGGAUAUUGUUCUAGCAAAGGAAGAAGAGCAGCUGCGUUGUACUUUUACAUUAGAACUAGCCGCUUUGUUUGACCUUCCCGAAGAGAAUGUGCAGGCACUGAAGUUUGAACUGGGUAGUCUUCAUGCCACCUUUGAGCUUAUGCAUGAUCGUUACUUAGAGGAGUCAGCGAUUAACGCGCUUCUAAGUGUUUUUGACUUUCCGAAGGUCCGCAGUCUUUAUCAUCGUUGCAUUGAGGCCAUCGACGCGUCUCCUUCACGCAACGGUGAUAGCGUGACUGGAGAUGGCAGCGAGCUGGGAAGCAUCGGGUCGCCUGAUGUGCGAUGCCAGGCCUCUUCAACAGGUGGUGUAACAGGUAUAAUCACAAGGUGUAUUCUCAAUGAACGCACAGGUGGGACUGUGCGUGGAAUUGCAGGUGAAAAAUGCCUAAUUUCCACUGCAUUGCUGAAGCAUCCUUUGUGUUCAUCGAAUAGUUUGUCGCUGGAAAACUCAGCUACUCCCGACAAUGAGCCCGAUACAUUGGCUCAUCUGGCGCUUGUACAUGAUUUACCUAUCGAGGCCAUCCAGCGGGCGAACCCACAUCUCGCGACCUUGGGCGCCAACGAUGUACUUCCUUUCUCAACGGAGGUUGUAAUUCCGCGGUCCGCAUCAGACGAUGAUGCUUGCAGUUUCAAGGAGGACGCUGUGGAGCGCAAUGUGCGUGGCACAGCCCCAUCCUUGGAGAGCCAAGCGCCCCAAGGGAUCAGCAUCACCCGUGCAGAAGACAUUGCUGGUUUGCAGCUGCCUAUGGGGGAGAAAAGUGCUGAGAGGAAUCUUGGAGUGGGUGCGCAGGCAUUGGGGCAGCGAAACUCGCCGUCUGAAUCAUGCGGAGGUACAGUUCCGCUUUUACGGAGUUCUCCCACCAAUGUAUCUGUCCAGUCAAUAGCAGCCGCGGAUUCACUGGGUGUUGCUUCUUCUGCACGUGGCAGUAAACGGAGCCCCGCUAUGCCACGUGUCGUGCGCGAUCUAAGACCCACGACGGGUACUGGUUCAGGGAAUGCUAUGGGAAAGAAGGGUGUAGGAUUGGGUUUAGAAGGUCCUUCACAGGAGCAGCCUGCUUGGAAGACUGUAAUGAAGAAGAAGCAGGUGCCAGCAGUGGGUGCCGAGAAACGAGAAUUUUCUCCACAGUCCCAGGAGUCUGUGCCAUUAACGCGGGUUAUUACAGAGCGCUCUCUUGGGCGACCUCAGAACCAUACACCUUACCUGAGUGAUUCCUUUCAAUUUAUCAUGACGCAGUUAUCUUCCACAAUGAAGAACGCCGCUGCUCGAAGUGCUAACGCGGUAUUGAUGCUACAACCGGUCGAACGGUUUGUACUUCUUCAUUUUUUUGCCAAGUGGCAGCACAUUGCGCAAAUACGUAAAGCGCCACAUGCGCCGCUGGCUGUGCAGGGAGUGCCAGUGAAUGGGAGCCAGGCGAAAAACCUGAAUGGGCGAAAGCCGCUUAAUUUAUUAUUUCAGAGAAAGAAUCCAGAUGGGGUGUUGACUUCAAAGCGUGCUUUGUCACCUAAAACGGAGGCAGAGCGUGGUAACAAAGCAGGAUUCAUUGUUAAAACAAUGGAGGCCAUUGCACGGACUGCGAAUGGAAGUGCUUUGGCUCGAGAGACCAAGCACGUCAUUUCACCUGGAGUAGCAGUCACGUCCUCAUUGCAGCAAUACACGAAGGAAGGAGUUUCUGGGACCCGCAAACCUUACGUGCCUGGGCUUACGAUGAUAGCUGAAGGCAACCAAAUUCAGCAAUUGCCGCUUCACUCCUCUUCUGACAAUGAGCUAAAGCCUUCCCCCACGCACGGUGUUGAGUGCGGUACUCCACGUCUUAGUUUUGGUGUGAUGGGCAGUGACCAAUCUCGUUCUUGUGGGUCAUCUCCUGAUAUGGAGGUCAAUGGUGCGUCUGAUUUUGCGAUGACCGAGCGUUUUUCCUUGGGGAUUUAUUUUUCGUCGUUUCUGACGGUUAUUGAGGUGCAUGGAGAGGCGGCAGCAGCUGGGAUCGAGCGCGGUGACCAGCUGCAGGAAAUAGAGGGAAUUCAAGUGCGAAAGUUGAAAGACCUACGAAGGGUGCUGGCGUCCGUGGGCGGAACACAUUUUUGUAUGCGGUUUCAAAAGAAGGGCAGUAUGUCUUCUACAGAAGUCCGUCUUCGGCGAAGUUGGAGGGGCGUAAUUGGGAGUGAAGCAAGCUCGUCGAGGAGCACAUCUCCUUCAGAGCCUAGAAUUGCCCCCAUGUUUGAAGGUGCGAGGAGUGGUUCUCAUGGUCUUCGCUACGCCUCUGGGGCGCGGUGA
This is a messenger RNA of Trypanosoma rangeli, 4620 nucleotides long. RefSeq lists its product as uncharacterized. Gene Ontology annotation, molecular function: protein binding. The record is from RefSeq and is a predicted model, not a curated record. Bases 1 to 4620 code for a protein of 1539 amino acids. NCBI's taxonomy places the organism in Eukaryota, Euglenozoa, Kinetoplastea, Trypanosomatida, Trypanosomatidae. The transcript has a single exon.